UCAAAUCAACCUGCAGUCUGUCCUUAUGUCAGAGCUGCUUCUUUUAGCACAAGAUGAUCCUGCUGCUCUGUUUGCUUUGCAUGAUCUGUGGAGAACCUGUUUGGAGUCUGAAGAAUGGUGAGUUCUCCUUUAAAGGGGACAUUCAGCAGGUGGCAAUUGGCUCCAACAAUCUUUACAUCGCUACAACAGAGGCACUUUAUCAGCUAAGACCCAACUUUACUCUGAUCCACAGUCUGACCCUCAGAGGGACUUUACAGAACGGAGACCAGCCAGGGAAAGAGAGUUUUCAGCGGGUCCCUGAGAAUGGCAAAAUAACACCAACUUUCAGUGUUAAUGUUUUAUUACCAUUUGAGAAAAAUGACACAUUGAUCAGCUGCGGUGUGACUGGAAACAAACUCUGUGGUUUCUGUGAAGUUCUGGACCUGAAGAACAUCUCUAAGCUGGUUUACAGUGAAUUCAUCCAGGUGGGACCUCAGAGGAGCAGCAGUGGGUCUGUCAGCUUGCUGGUGGAUGUGAAGGAGGAUUCAGGUCAGACUGAGACUUACAUUCUGACAGCGAUAAAGAACCUGAGAGACAAGGCAGAGUGUAGCACUGAUUUAAAGACAAUCAACCUUCAAAACACUGAUCAAAACCAGCCUGGGGAAAUAUUUUCCUGGUCUGGUCGAUCAGGUGUUAAACCUGGGAUCCAAACUGUAGCUGAUGUAGAGUUUGUGGACGGAUUCCAGAUCAACUCAACAGUGUAUCUGUUCUCCAACGUGGCAUCAGGAGGUAAAACCAACAAAGUCCGUCUGAUCUGGCUUCAGGCUGAAACCAGUAAAGCUCAGACUCUGGAGUCUCUUCAUGGAGCGACUCUCAGUUCCUCUGGAGGCAGCAGACUGCUGGCCUCCUCGGUCAUCCCAGGUGGACAGCAGGUCCUGUGGAGUGGAGUGUUCAGUGUGGACGGAGGAGAAAGCAACACUGAGCUGCUGCUGUUUGACGUCAGUCCUGAUCUCAGCAGGGAGGAGAAUAGAGAUCCAGACUUUUAUACAUCGGUGGACAAGCCAAAAAACCCAUCAGAACCGAAGGCCCUGAAACCGCAGGCUGUUCUGUCUAAGAAGAAAUACAUGAGUUCCGUGUUGGCGGUGAAGCAGGACAGCUGGACGGUUUUCUUCAUCGGAACAACCGAUGGGCAGCUCAUUAAGCUUCCUGUGGACAAGAGCAAUCGUCCAGCAUGUCCAAAGGAGCACUACAGGGCCAGUGGUAAUCAGAAAGUGUUUCCAAAAAUCCUUCAGGAUCCAGUGGAUCAUAAACAAAUGUAUCUGAUAUUUAAAGACAAGAUUAAGCGUGUGCCAGUGUCAAACUGUAGUGAAUACAUGAGCGUAGAGGACUGUUGUACGGAUCCAUUCUGUGUCUGGUGUGUUUCUGGGAAAAGAUGUACAUUUAAAGAUGACUGCAAAUACGACUGGAUGUCCAUCCCUGAUGAAUACCAACAGGAAGUGAUUUCCUACAGAGCUGAGAAGGACUCCACUGGACAGGUCAAAGUAGUCGUCAACGUUCACCUGACUUUGGCACAGAAGAUUCGGUCUGAAUUUACCUGUGAGUUCGUCACAAACGUGAGAAGGCUUUGUGGGACACUAUCUCAGUACCCACAAUGCACCUGCGUUCUCUCUGACGAUUUUCACUCUAAUGAACUUGAUCUCAUCCUAUCAGUCAGACUUGAGGCAGUACUGACAAAGAGUCUAAAGCUCAUCGGCUGUUCUGAUAGUACUCUGUCGUGUCAGCAGUGCAUCAGAGCCGGAUGUGGCUGGAGGGAGAACCGCUGUACCUGGGACAGUGAAGGAGUGCGGAAUGACCGUGUUUGCCAACCGCUCGCCUCUCAGCCAAUCACUGCGAAGCCAGAGAUUAUCUCCGUGUCUCCCAGUCGUGUGUCUUACUACGGCAGAAAUCACGCUUUGCUGAAAGGUCGCAACCUCAGAGAUGUGAUUGGAGUCAAAGUCCAGACAGAAACGGCCUGCUCAAAGGAAUCUCCAGUUUGGAACAACACUGGUGAGAGUCUGACGUUCCACAUUCCCAGUAGAACCAAUGAAGCUGAAGCCAAGGUGUGUGCUGUCCUGUCUGACGGGAGUUGCCACGGCGAAGCUGAUAUAACCUACCAGUCAGUGCCAUCUUGUACUGGAGUUUCACCAUCCGUUACCUGGAGAAGUGGGAAGAGGAAGAUCACGAUCACAGGAUCCUACUUGGACACAGUGGAAAUGGUCACACACAACCAGGAUGUAGAAUACCAUGUACAGAAAGAAUACCCCCCGCAGCUACAAGUACCUCCUGAACACAUCAACUCUACGGUGGGUCUGUGA
This is a messenger RNA of Xiphophorus couchianus (Monterrey platyfish), 2333 nucleotides long. Its product is annotated as plexin-C1-like. The transcript is spliced from 12 exons. Gene Ontology annotation, molecular function: semaphorin receptor activity; protein binding. The coding region runs from base 54 to 2333 and encodes 759 amino acids. Lineage: Eukaryota; Metazoa; Chordata; Actinopteri; Cyprinodontiformes; Poeciliidae. Gene Ontology annotation, biological process: regulation of cell migration; negative regulation of cell adhesion; semaphorin-plexin signaling pathway. The record is from RefSeq and is a predicted model, not a curated record. Gene Ontology annotation, cellular component: plasma membrane; semaphorin receptor complex.